GAUGUUUUUUUCCCAUCUGACGAGCUGGCCGCCCUACAGUUUGUUUCUGCAGCCGAGUUUGUGAAGCAGGACACCAGCACCAACAUUUUUGUAGCUGCUUUCACAACUGCAUGGGCGCGGUUGAAGCUGUAUGAGGAGAUGGACAAAUUAGGGACUCACGUACUCUACCAUGAUACAGACAGCAUCAUUUAUUCCAGUGAUGGAACUAACGACCCUCCUCUCGGAAACUUUCUUGGGGAUUUCACGGACGAAUUGGACGGUGGCACCAUCUCUGUUUUUGUGUCUGGUGGCCCGAAAAACUAUGCCUACACUACAAGUGACGGGGAAACUUGCUGCAAGGUACGUGGGUUUACCCUAAACCACAGGAACGUCCAGCUCCUCAACUUCGAUUCCAUCAAGCAGCUCGUGCUAAACUUGGACGAACCCUCCUCCAUCAAUAUCCAUAACCCGGCAAAAAUUUGCAGGGAGCCAAAAAGGAGAAAAAUUAUGAAUAAAGUUGAAAAUAAAAUGUAUCAAAUAAUCUACAACAAAAGAGUCAUACAACCGGACUAUUCGACCUUGCCCUAUGGGUACUAGACUUUUUCUCAUACCAUCACCUUUUUCUCUAUGCUCAAAAUAUGUUCGAAAAAAAAAUAAAUAUGUAUGCAAAUCACAUACUGUAUGUAAAUAGUUGUACUUGAUGAGUAUAAAUUGUAUUUUUUCUUUACGAGUUUUGCAAAAAGUGUUUAAAUGUGUGCCAAAAAAAAUGCAUUUAUU
Molecule: messenger RNA, 756 nt
Organism: Uloborus diversus
Lineage: Eukaryota; Metazoa; Arthropoda; Arachnida; Araneae; Uloboridae
Exons: 2
Coding region: 139-576 (145 amino acids)
Source: RefSeq, a predicted model, not a curated record